Messenger RNA from Canariomyces notabilis, 372 nucleotides. RefSeq lists its product as uncharacterized. The record is from RefSeq and is a predicted model, not a curated record. NCBI's taxonomy places the organism in Eukaryota, Fungi, Ascomycota, Sordariomycetes, Sordariales, Chaetomiaceae. Bases 1 to 372 code for a protein of 123 amino acids. The transcript has 2 exons.
AUGAUCGGUCCCGGGAGAGAGGAAAUAAACCAGGGCACGCGACAGAGCCGCGAACUUGCUCCACAUAUUUCGCAUAUUCCAUGUAUCGAAAUUGCCCAACGCCGGCCCUCUACAUUCCUGUCACUGGCGCCCAACAUGUCGGACUCGUACCCUCGCACCCAAAGAGCCCAGCAGCCUCUUACGGCCGAGGCGCUCGCCAGUGUUGCGAAGCAGGACGGCGAAGAUAACGCCGACGCCCUGAAGCGCCGCACCUCUAGCCUCAGCAGCGACGCGUCCAAGAGCCGGCUCCGCUUCCUCAAGCUCGGACCUGUCCACUGGGGUGAACAUCAGGACGACCACAAGGACGACUUCCACGAAGUCGCAGUCGAGUAA